Molecule: messenger RNA, 369 nt
Organism: Didymodactylos carnosus
Lineage: Eukaryota; Metazoa; Rotifera; Eurotatoria; Philodinida; Philodinidae
Source: the annotation of a GenBank genome assembly
AUGCUACAGCCGUCUUAUGGACUUGGACCAAAACUAUUAAAAAUUCAUAAGCUGAAAGAAUGGAAUGCAAAAGAGAACUUGCAUUCCAUUUACUUGGAAUUUCUAUACCCUCUCGAAUACUAUCCAACACAAACAAAUUGUCCGCCCUUCAUAAUUAAAAAUUUCUAUUGGUUUGUUUUUUCAGAAGCUGUUAGAUCAGUGUUCAGAUUAAGUGAUGCAAAAUUGAACAUAGAAUGGCCGAAACUCCAUGAAGUUUUCUUACAAAAACGACGAAAUAUAAUGCGAUUAAGAAAUAAAACAACACCAGCAAGAGGAAGAGCAACCACACCAUUAGAAACAAAUAUAACAUCACCAACUACAGCAUUAUGA